AUGACAGAAAACACCAAAACACACGUCAUCCUGCUGUCCUGCGGCAGCUUCAACCCCAUCACCAAGGGCCACCUCCAUAUGUUCGAAAAAGCCAGAGAAUAUCUGCACAAAACGGGUCGCUUCAUUGUGAUCGGAGGAAUCAUCUCUCCGGUGCACGACUCCUACGGAAAACCUGGUUUGGUGCCCAGCAGACAUCGUCUCACCAUGUGUCAGCUGGCUGUCCAGUCCUCUGACUGGAUCAGGGUGGACCCCUGGGAGUGUUACCAGGACACCUGGCAGACGACCUGCAGCGUGCUGGAGCAUCACCGCGACCUGAUGAAGAGAGUCACCGGCUGCAUUCUCUCCAACGUCAACACACCAUCGACGACUCCUGUGAUUGGUCAGCCACAGAACCAGACUCCCCCCAACUACCAGAACCACAACAACAUGAAUCACAAGCCCACAGCCAUCAAACUGUGGGGGAAGGUCAGUGAGAGUUUUGGAAAGAUCUGCUGCGCCCGUCCUCACAUCGAACGCUUCACCUUCGUCGAUGAAAAUGCUAACCUGGGGACUGCCAUGAGAUACGAGGAGAUUGAGUUACGCAUCUUGCUCCUGUGUGGCAGUGAUCUCCUGGAUUCCUUCUGCAUCCCUGGUCUGUGGAAGGACAGUGAUAUGGAGGUGAUCGUGGGAGAUUUUGGGAUCGUGGUGGUUCCUCGUGAUGGAGCCAACACAGAGAAGAUCAUGAAUCACUCCUCCAUUCUCCGCAAGUUCAAGGACAACAUCACCGUGGUGAAAGAUGGGAUGAGCCACCCAAUGUCCAUCGUCAGCUCCACCAAGAGCAGACUGGCCCUGCAGCACGGUGACGGCCAUGUUGUGGACUACCUGAGUCAGCCCGUCAUCGACUACAUCCUGCAGAGUCAGCUGUACAUCAACGCCUCCGGGUAG
Molecule: messenger RNA, 924 nt
Organism: Anoplopoma fimbria (sablefish)
Lineage: Eukaryota; Metazoa; Chordata; Actinopteri; Perciformes; Anoplopomatidae
Gene: nmnat2
Product: nicotinamide nucleotide adenylyltransferase 2
Exons: 11
Coding region: 1-924 (307 amino acids)
Biological process (GO): NAD+ biosynthetic process
Cellular component (GO): Golgi apparatus
Molecular function (GO): nicotinate-nucleotide adenylyltransferase activity; nicotinamide-nucleotide adenylyltransferase activity
Source: RefSeq, a predicted model, not a curated record